This is a messenger RNA of Symbiodinium necroappetens, 918 nucleotides long. The record is from the annotation of a GenBank genome assembly. Lineage: Eukaryota; Dinophyceae; Suessiales; Symbiodiniaceae.
AUGGGACUGGAGGAGGAGCGGUCAGAACUUCAAGCCCAGGGCUACGAGGGCUACUGGGACUACCCGGGCUGCGCCCAGGCCGCCCGAGCGCAGCUUUCGGAGGAGAAGCGUUUCUGGGGCAUUUGCGACGAUCGUCUCAAGUGCUCGGAACCGAGGUUUGCCGGGCUGCAAGAGGAGAGCAUCCGCAAUCUUGGGAUGAGAGCCGGCUGCAGCCCCUGGCAUCUUCCUCCUGCCUUCGACCCGAGCCUGGUGACCUUGUGUGCAGAGGAUGUUGUGAGAUGUACAGGGGAUUUGGGAUCGGUUUGGGAACACAAGGCUGGGAUGCAGAAGUAUGCAACAUUGGUGAGGUACUUCAGGGAGGAGUGCGAUUCCUUCUGCAUCGUGCGGGAUCCCCUGGAGAGGAUGAUCAGUCAGCUGAAGUUCGUCUACAAGUUGGAGCAGGCUGAAACGCAGCUUCUUGGUGUCCUCAAAAGCUGCUGGUGUACGAUGUUCGUGGACAAGCUUGACCUCAAGCAAGACUGCCAUGCAGUGCCACAAGUCUACUACGUGUUCCAAGAUGGCAAUCCGAAAGCAGCGCCUAUCUGUCGCCAUGUCUUGAAGCUUGGCGAUACAGAGCUUCAUCACCGCUCUUGGUGGCUGGCAGGCAUCAUUUCAGUUUUGUACAGGCUGUUUAGGAAGUUCCACGAGGUGAACCAGAGCUUCCCAGCACUGAUGGAGAGCUACGGCCUCCGAGAGGUGAAGUUGCUCUCGUCUCUUGGAGAUCCUGUUUCAGAAGGCUUUUCAUCUCGUGGUUGUGCUUUGGCCGUGGGAGGUACGUUGACGCCGACCCCGGCCACCCUCCGCAUGGUGCAAGAGUUCUACGCCCAGGACUAUGAAGCUUUCGGCUUCCAGCUCCCGAAGAGCACCAUCUCCCUCUAA